This is a messenger RNA of Diceros bicornis minor, 2232 nucleotides long. Its product is annotated as zinc finger protein 836-like. The record is from RefSeq and is a predicted model, not a curated record. Lineage: Eukaryota; Metazoa; Chordata; Mammalia; Perissodactyla; Rhinocerotidae. The transcript has 4 exons. Bases 186 to 740 code for a protein of 184 amino acids.
UUUCCUUAGUGUCCUGUAGACCGAGCUGCUUCCUCGCUAUUUUAAGCCAGCGUAUUUCCUUUGAGUCUUCCUCUUUAACCCAUGGAUUAUUUAAAGUACAGUUGACAUUCAGGGAUGUGGCCAUCGAAUUCUCUCAGGAAGAGUGGGAAUGCCUGCAGCCUGCUCAGAAGGCCUUGUAUGGGGUCAUGAUUCUGGAGAACUUCAGGAACCUGCUCUUCCUGGAUUUCUCUCCUACACAUGUGAUCAAGAAAUUACAAACUAAAAAGAACAGUAAUACAGCAGAAGUCUUCCAAACAGCAAUGUUGGAAAGACGUGAGAGCCAUGAAAUCAAAGAUUUUUACUUUGGGGAAAUCCAAAAAAAUAUGCAUGACUUUGAGUGUCAGUGGAGAACUUAUGAAAGAAAUUACAAAGGAGUGCCUCUGACCCAUAAAAAUAAUCUCACUGGUAGAAGAGACCAACAUGGUAGAAGGGAUGCGGGAAACAUGCCAAUUGAAAAUAGGCUUGGAUUAAGCUUUCAGGAUGAACUGCAGAUAUUUUGUCAAACUGAAGGGAAAAUUUAUGAAUGCAAUGCAGUUGAGAAGUCUAUCAACAGUAGUUCCUCAGUUUCACCACUUCAAAGAAUUCCUCCUUGUGUCCAAACCAACAUUUCUAAUAAAUGUGGGAAUGAUUUUAUGCAUCCUUCAAUACUGACACAAGACCAGAAAUCACACAGGGAAAAACCUUGCAGAUGUAAUGAAUGAGUGUGGCAAAGCCUUUUAUCAAUGCACACACCUCACUAGACAUCAGAUAAUCCAUACUGGAGAGAAACCUUACAAUGUGGCAAAGUCUUUAGUCAAAAUUCAAGCCUUGCAAGUCGUCAGAAAAUUUAUCCUGCAAAGUAACUUUACAAAUGCAAUGAGUGGCAAAACCUUUAUCAUGAGUUCAAGCAUGAAUUGACAUCAGAGUGUCCAUACUAAACAGAAAUUAUAAAAAUGUAUGUGGCAGAACCUUUAUCCAGGCCUCACAACUCAUUAGACAUCAGAAUAUACAUUUUUGAUGAAACUACACAAAUGUAACGUGCAUGCUAAGGCUUUUACCCAAAGAUCAAAGCUGGAAUAUCGGAAGACUCACACUGGAGAGCAUCCUUACAAACGUAAUGAAUGUGGGAAGGCUUUUUAUCAAACAUACAUGUCUUUGAUGCCAUGAGAAAAUUACACUGGAGAGAAAGCAUAGAACUGUACUGAACCUGGAAGGGGCUGUAAACAAGGGUGGUGGGUCCUCAGGAUUGACCAAAGAAUUCAUACUAGAAAGAAACCUUAUAAUGAAUAUAAUAAGUAUAUGUACUAUAAUGAAUAUAAACCUUAUAAUGAAUAUAGUAAAUUUUUUAACCAAUUCUCACAAUGGACUCCACAUCAGAGUAUUCAUACAAGGAAUAACUAAGUCUCUAGUUCUCCAAGAUUAACCCAAGGUAUUACAUACUGCAGAAUAAUUGCAAGUCAAAAUAUGUUAAAAUUCAUGACAUAUGUCAAAGGAGGAAACAUGUGGAAAUGGCCGAUUAUGUUCUGUUUAUAAGGUAUUUUAUUCAAUUAUGUGAGCUUCAUUAUUUAUGACUUUUAACUUGAAAUUUGAAGUCUGUUGAUAUUAUGCCUUCCUUACAGGCCUUUCAUCAUGGUAUCUGGGAAGGUCCUACUUCAUUAGUUGAGGUUCAUUCAUAUCCAUGUUCCUUUUAAAAUUAAACAUUGUCUGAAUUAGAGAGCAUGGAGGAGGGGUGGAGAAUGAUGUAAAAUGAUGCUGUAUGUCAUCAUGCUUAUCGUGGGGUUCUGUUCUCCAGAUAGAGGGUCACUGUGGUUUAUAGGAAAGGAAUGCUCUACCAAAUGACCAUAAAAUGGAGCAGGCCAAGAUGUUAGGAGACUGGGAUUUAUAUAGGAGAAGAGUGAUACGUUCCUUGGGACUGAUUAUGUGGUAGAAACAAUGCAGGGGAAAUGGUGGCCACAUUCUCCAUUGGUUGGUAAUAGCUGUUUUAUAUCAAAAAUUAAUGAAAAAUUAACUUUAUUCUUGGCAAUUGAAGACAGAAAAGUUAUCGGAGAGGGGAGUUUAAUUAAAAGAACCAUAAUAGUAUGUGCAUGUGUAUGAUUCACAUUUAAUUGCUGAUGUAACUUUUGCUACUCUUGGGGUUUUUUUUUCAGCUUUGUUGAGGUAUAAUUGACAAAUAAAAUUGUACGAUAUUUAAAGUGUACAUUGUGAUGAUUUGAU